Messenger RNA from Bursaphelenchus okinawaensis, 856 nucleotides. Lineage: Eukaryota; Metazoa; Nematoda; Chromadorea; Rhabditida; Aphelenchoididae. The record is from the annotation of a GenBank genome assembly.
AUGAACUCAAGGUAAGGGAGAUAUAGUAGUGUUUUAUCAUUAAUUUUAGUAGAUUCUCAACUCCGAAGUCUUAUCCACGAAGCGCCAGAGCUGAAACCCGGAACCGUGCCAAAGAUGAACUGAAAAGGGUAAUAAAUGCCGUCGAUAAAGUGCGGAAAUGGUAAGUUGAAGUCUUUGUUUAUCGUAUUUUCUCUUUUUAGGAAAGCAAUAAGUUUUAUUAUGGUAUUUUAGGGAAAGACGUUGGGUUUUGCUGAAGGAUAGCACCAUCUACGUCUACAAGUGGGUGCCAGGUAAGGUUUUGAUAGUUGUUUUGACUUCUUUUAAGAUCAGUAGCUAAUGACCUUUAUAUUUAAAGUUUUUAUAAUACUUUUUUGAUGCGCUAAGUUAAUUUGCUUUUAGUCAGUGGUCAAGCUGCUCCAAAAACGAUUGUACAAAAGACAGCUGCCGCUAUCUCAGCGUUGAGCAAUUCCAACGAGAACUCUAACGAUGCCACAAGUAGGUUUUAAAUUUUUAAAUCAAUUAAGCUUUUAGUGUGUUUUACAAGAUUUUUUGAAACAUUUUAUGCUAUAUUUACUGUACCACAUCGAGUAAUUGAUGAGUAUACUUUAUUACCUGUUGGAAAACAUUUACUACUCUGUAACUUUUGAAUGUUAAACGAAAAAUUGCUUCAGACACUAACAGUCAAUUUGGUCUGAAUGAAGAAUCAAAUACCGGCUUUUCGGAAGCCGGCUUCGAAUCGGAUUCCCAAUCGAACCAAGCCAUCUCCAACCUCAGCAGCCAACAGAGUGUCAGUCAGAUGGGAUCUACUGACUUCAGUGCCUUGGUAAGGGAAGAAAAGCAGAGCAAGGGAAAGUAA